AUGUCAUCGGGAGAUCCACCUCGACCACCCCUAGUUGACAAGGGGAAAGCUCCACACACAAGGUUACAUACCCCUUCUUCUGCAAACAUUGGAGCAUCCCCUUCACCUCAUAUUGUACCAUCCCCAGCCUCAAUUGGUGGCCCAUCUUCUGUUGUUGGUCAGCAGUUUGCACUAUCCCCAGUUGCAGAUGAUAUAGUUGCCCCACAGCCUAUGGUUGAUCUUGAUUUAGAUGUAAAACAUGACCCUCCUCUGCAAGACUGUCUAAUGAUUGAACCUGUCGGUCGAGGGUUUGUUCCAUCUAGAGUUGCUUCACAGGUUAUCACAAAGACAAUCAAGCAACAAUUUCUUAAUCCUUGGCCAUCAUGGGGAGCAAUACCUGAAAAGGACAAGGAUAUUUACUGGCAAUGUUUCAAGAGGAAAGUUCAGUGGGCACUAGAGCAUGAAAUUGAAAUUAAGAGAAAUUUCAACAACAGAGCUUCUCAUCGUCUAUCUGAGUUGUUUAGAGACGCUUUAAUGGCUAGAGAAAGGCCAAAAUGGAUUCCUAAUGAUGUGUGGACAAGGCUGUUAGAACAUUGGAAUUCUCCAAGUUAUCAGAGUAAAUGCAUUGCAGCAAAAAAGAAUAAGGCUUCUGAAACGGGUAGGGCCCUACACGCAGAUGGAUCCAUUACCACUCACAAGCAUGCCCUUCGUAUGGAAGAAUUUCAGACUAGGCUUUCUCAAUCCUCUGUUGAUCCUACACAAGAUGAGAAUAUCAGGACUAGGUGUUGGAUUCAGACAAUAGGAGGAAAAAAGAAAGGAAGACUUUAUGGGGCUGGUCAACUUGUUUCAAAAUAUGCGGGUUCAAAUGAAAGCUUGAACCAACUACCAGCUUCUUCCUUUGCUAAUACUGAGGACCUCAAUAAUAUUAGGCAGCAACUUUCACACAGCCUAGAAGAAAAUGAGCAAUUGAGGUUCGAGUUUCGAUCCUUUCAAUCACUAGGCUUACAAUAUCUCCCUCCUGAUGCUCAGGCUCGUCUUCAACAGCCAUAA
Vigna unguiculata (cowpea) is the source of this 1029-nucleotide messenger RNA. Lineage: Eukaryota; Viridiplantae; Streptophyta; Magnoliopsida; Fabales; Fabaceae. The record is from RefSeq and is a predicted model, not a curated record.